This is a messenger RNA of Aethina tumida (small hive beetle), 2628 nucleotides long. It is a transcript of the gene Vps53, whose product is annotated as vacuolar protein sorting-associated protein 53 homolog. The record is from RefSeq and is a predicted model, not a curated record. Gene Ontology annotation, biological process: retrograde transport, endosome to Golgi. Bases 37 to 2412 code for a protein of 791 amino acids. The transcript is spliced from 7 exons. Gene Ontology annotation, cellular component: GARP complex. Lineage: Eukaryota; Metazoa; Arthropoda; Insecta; Coleoptera; Nitidulidae.
UUUAUAUUGAUGUGUUAACAAAAAUAAAUUGGAAAAAUGGAUAUUUCAGCUAUUGAAGACGAGCUCGUCGACGAAGAUAAUCAAGAAAUGUUUAUCAAUUUCCCUCCUGAAGUUCAAAAAGCUAUAGAAGAGGUAUUACCAAGUAAAGAUCCAUUAGACGAGCCCGAUUUCAAUAGUAUAGAUUAUAUCAAUUCGCUCUUUCCCACUGAGCAAUCUUUGUCUAACAUUGAUGAAGUGGUAGUCCGAAUGGAAAAUAAAAUUAGUGGAAUUGACACAGAGAUCAGCACUGUAGUUAGAGGACAAAUAGAUGCCAGCAAAGACGGCCGUCAAGCCCUUGAUGAAGCGCAAAGAGUAAUCAAACAAUUAUUUGUUCAUAUUAAAGAAAUCAAAGAACGUGCUGAGAAGUCAGAAGAAAUGGUUAGAGAGAUAACAAGGGAUAUAAAACAACUAGACUGUGCAAAAAGAAACCUCACACUGGCAAUAACCACAUUGAACCACCUGCACAUGUUGGUGGGUGGGGUGGACACACUCAAAAACUUGACUCAAAAAAGACUGUAUGGAGAGAUUGCGUUACCACUGCAGGCCAUAAGUGAAGUAAUGACCCACUUUGAGAACUACUCAGACAUUCCACAAAUCAAAAGUCUAAGUGAUCAAGUCAAGUCCAUACAUGUGGAGCUGGCACAACAAAUUACCCAUGACUUCAAAGAAGCUUUUUCCAAUAACAAACAGAUCAUUCCAAAUAAACAGUUGGGCCAAGCUUGCCUGGUUGUUUCCAUUUUAGAACCCAAGGUCAAAAGAGAUUUACUGAAGUGGUUUGUCAAUUUGCAGUUGCAGGAAUACAACCAUCUGUUCCAAGAGACUGAAGACACAGCCUGGUUGGAUAAAAUUGAUAAGAGGUAUGCCUGGAUCAAAAGGCAUCUCCUGGAGUUUGAGGAUAGAUUAGGUACCAUGUUUCCACAGAACUGGGAGGUGUCAGAGAGAAUAGCUGUACAGUUCUGCCAUAACACCAGAGAAGAACUGGCUAAAUUGAUGGCAAAAAGAAAGAAUGAAAUUGAUGUUAAAUUAUUGUUGUUUGCCAUACAAAAAACGGCGGCCUUUGAAAACCUUUUAGCCAGAAGAUUUACAGGUGUGACAAUAACUGAAGGUCAAGAAAGUAAGCCCAAAAUUGAAAGUAGUAAAGAACUGACUAAUGCUAGUAUUAAUGAUAUUGAAGACACGCCAUUUCAUAAUAUUAUAGGACAAUGUUUUAUACCUCAUUUAGAUAUUUAUAUUGAAAGUGUGGAUAGGAAUCUAGCAGAUCUAAUAGAAAGGUUUGUUCUGGAUGAGAAGCAGUCACAACCCACAGAGGCAACAGACACCCAAGCAGCCAUUUUACCAAGCUGUCCAGACUUAUUUGUUUUUUAUAAGAAGAGUAUGAUUCAAUGCACUCAAUUUGACAGAGGCCAAUCAAUUCUAAACCUCACAAAGACAUUCCAGAAGUACUUACACGAGUAUUCCGACAAGUUAUUGUUGAAUAAUUUGCCGAAAAUCGAAUCGCAAACUUUAGGAAGUAGCGUUCAAAAUUUAACCAGAGAUUUCCAAAAGAUUUCAACCUCUGGCUUGAUACAAAACUUCUCAUCUCUGUUAAAAGAAGGGGAAAUUAUAAGGUUUACCAAGGAUGAACAGGCAAGGGUGUGUUGCAUUUUAACCACUGCUGAGUAUUGUUUGGAGACUACUCAACAGCUUGGAGAGAAACUGAAGGAAAAAAUCGAACCCUCAUUAGCUGAUCAGGUUGAUUUGUCAAAAGAACAGGACAAUUUCCACAAAGUUAUUUCAAAUUGUAUUCAAAUAUUAGUUCAAGAUCUGGAGAAUGCCUGUGAACCAGCUCUUACAGCAAUGAGCAAGAUACAAUGGCAAAAUGUGGACACAGUAGGUGAUCAAAGUCCUUACAUAACAGCAAUAACAGGUCACCUAAAAAGCACAGUCCCAACAAUCAGGGACAACUUGGCACAUUCGCGCAAGUAUUUCACUCAGUUUUGCGUAAAAUUCGUAAAUUCAUUCAUACCUAAAUUCAUACAAAGCAUCUAUAAAUGCAAACCAAUUAACACAGAAGGUGCGGAACAGUUGUUGCUGGACACGCACAUGCUUAAAACUGUUUUGUUGAAUUUACCUUCGAUAGCAUCGUCGAUUAAUAGACAGGCGCCAGCCACUUACACGAAAGUCGUCACCAAAGGCAUGACCAAGGCUGAAAUGAUCUUGAAAGUGGUGAUGACGCCGAUUUCGCCUCCGUCCUCGUUUGUGGAUCAGUAUAAAAAACUUUUACCGGACUGCCAAGUCACCGAAUUUACUAAAAUACUGGAGAUGAAGAGCGUCAAAAGGCAGGAGCAGGCCGCACUUUUGGAUAUUUUUAAGUCGUUUCAGAAUCGAACGUAAAUUAUUAACUAACAAAUAUUUAUUGUUUCUACUUAAUUUUUAUAUUCUUGAAUUAGUUUAAAAGUAAAAUAUUUAAUUAUUUUAUUGAUUGUUGAAGGUUGUGAUCGUUUUCGAUUAUUGAUGGAAUUAUUCACUUAACCGAUUUGUGCAAUUUUUUCAUAUUUAAUGACAAGUUCGUAUUUAUUAUUACAUGGUUUAUUAAAUGCAUAUUUAUUA